AGCCGCGUGGCCGCGCACCCCGAGGCGCGCUGCUGGUUCUUGGCGUGGAGCCCCGGCGGAGCGCUGCUCGCGUCCUGCGGCGGGGAUCGCGCCGUGCGCAUCUGGGGCAGAGAGGGUACGGCGGGAUUAGGCCUGGGGUCCUGCGGGGCAGUGCUGGCCGAUGGCCAGCAGCGCACGGUGCGUAGGGUGGCGUGGUCGCCCUGCGGCUCCUAUUUGGCCUCUGCCAGCUUUGAUGCCACCACGUGCAUCUGGAAGCGGUGCGAGGACGGCUUCGAGUGCGUCACCACGCUGGAAGGCCAUGAGAAUGAAGUAAAGUCGGUGGCCUGGGCGCCCUCGGGCAGCCUGCUGGCCACCUGCAGCCGUGACAAGAGCGUCUGGGUCUGGGAAGUGGAUGAAGAGGAGGAGUAUGAGUGCGUCAGCGUCCUCAAUUCGCACACUCAGGACGUCAAACACGUGGUCUGGCACCCCAGCCAGGAGCUGUUGGCCUCGGCCAGCUACGACGACACGGUGAAGCUGUACCACGAGGAGGAGGACGACUGGGUGUGCUGCGCCACGUUGGAGGGCCACGAAUCCACCGUGUGGAGCGUGGCCUUCGAUGGCAGCGGCGAGCGCCUGGCGUCCUGCAGCGACGACAAGACGGUGCGCAUCUGGCAGUGCUACAAACCCGGCAACGAGGAAGGGGUGGCGUGCAGCGGCACCGACCCCACUUGGAAAUGCGUCUGCAACCUCUCAGGCUACCACAGCAGGACCAUCUAUGACGUGUCCUGGUGCCGCCUCACCGGAGCCUUGGCCACAGCCUGCGGUGACGACGCCAUCCGGGUCUUCGAGGAGAGCUCGUCCUCCUCCCCACAGCAGCAGCAGCCCACCUUCAGCCUCACAGCCCACGUGCCACGGGCGCACUCACAGGAUGUCAACUGCGUGGCCUGGAACCCAAAGGAGCCGGGGCUGGUCGCCUCCUGCAGCGACGACGGCGAGAUUGCCUUCUGGAAGUACCAGCAGCCUGAAGCGUGCUGAGGGUUUGGGGGCAUCGUGGUGGGGCUGUGCUGCUCCUAAAGCCCACUGCUGUUACAGAGAAGGGGGUGGGGGUGACCAACCUGUGUCCCACCUCCUUCUGCCCUUUGGACUCCGGCCUUCUUGCAGGUGAAUUUUGUCUGGCCUAAAAGCCACAGCUCCUCUGCCAGGAGCCGGGGGGCUUUGAGAGAGGGGGAAAGCUGCCUCUCUCUGCUGUGUGCUCAAUAAAUCCCUGCUGUCAGCCCAAA
Messenger RNA from Meleagris gallopavo (turkey), 1259 nucleotides. Lineage: Eukaryota; Metazoa; Chordata; Aves; Galliformes; Phasianidae. The record is from RefSeq and is a predicted model, not a curated record.